AAUCGAUUCUAUGAUUUAUCGUUAUUCACCUCCCUAUUGUCAAAUGUAAUGUCAAUCUGUGUUGAUAAUUAUCAAUUUGUUUUUGACAAAUUGUUUUUUAAUAAAGUUCAUUCAGAAAGCAUUUGGUUUUUUGUUGUAUUGGUGUAAAUAUUAUAACAUUAUUUUUAACACAAUGUCUACUACAAACGGAUCUUCUUGGGAAGAGCUUAGAAAGCAGGCUCGUCUACUAGAAAAUGACAUAGAUAUGAAACUGGUUGCAUUCAGUAAGUUGAGCAUCAGCUCACCACCCUCUGGUCUCAGUUCCGAGAGCAUGCCACUUAUCAACAGUGAAGACAUGUUCGACACAAUGUCAAUGGAAUUGCAACAGUUAUUGAAUAAGCUUUCUGCAAUCAAUGAUAAAAUGGCAGAUGUAGCACCAGCUGGCACUGCCACUAUGCACACUAUCAAAAGGCACAGAGAAAUACUUAUGGACUAUCAGCAAGAAUUCUCCAAAACAUCGGCGCGAGUGAGCGCGCGUCGCGAACGAGAAGAGUUGCUGCGUGGGAGCAGCCCCACGCCCGUUGCCGGUCUAAGUCGACGUGACCAAUACGCCAAGGAAGCUAAUCAUCUACACAGUUCUCACAUCUUGGUUGACGAACAAAUAAAUAUAGCGAUGGAGGCUCGUGAGCACCUUACUACGCAACGACAGACGUUCAAACGUAUCCAGACAAGAUUCAAUGAUAUCACAAACAGGUUUCCGCUGUUGAAUAGUUUGAUGUACAGAAUAAACGCAAGAAAACGUCGCGAUUCUCUCAUUUUGGGCAUCGUGGUAGCUGUCUGCACAUUCCUUUUACUGCUCUACGCGUUCCACUGAAUAUCUUAUCUUAAUGUUAUAUAAAAACGAUUCAAUUAAAACCCAGAGAAUUGUUUAAGCGGAAUAGUAAUAGAUAUCACUUUCAAUUAACAAGUUGACUGGUGUACAUUGUAUGUUAUAUUUUAAUAAAGUAAGAUUUUUAGGAGAGUUCAGGAAUUAACCACUUCUCUAGCCAUGGUUUUUUUGAGUGUUAUGACGAUAUUUCGUUUCAUUUUACUUAUUCGACAUGUCUUUUUGGAGGAUAAACGACAGUUGGCAAUACUGCUGUCCAAUCUAUAAUCAUCCGUUCUUAUUCGUUCGUCGUUAUUAAAGUACAUCUCAAAGUAAUUAAACGAAAUAUUACCAUUACAUCGCUGAUAUCGGAUCCUUUGGUGAAAGUCAUGGCUAGAGUAAAGCGGUCGCACCCGAGAUGUGAAUAAUAGUCUAAAACAAAUUAUUGAGUAAAUUGCAUUUAUAUAAUUUGGAAUGUUGCCUCCGCAAGCGUUGCCCAACCAUGACGUCAAAUUCAAACGUUGAUAGUGUUUUUGGUACUUGUAGGAUUGCAAGUGCUUGUAGAAGAUUCGAUCAACUGUUUUUUUUCGCAAAUCAAAAGGGAUUUGGCGCAAGCUUUUGUGACGCUUUCACGUUGUUAGAGGUUUGAACUUUGCGGCAAAUGUCAAGCGGGCGGAGGUAGCAUGUAAUGAUAUCAGAAUUGACAGG
Diatraea saccharalis (sugarcane borer) is the source of this 1552-nucleotide messenger RNA. The record is from the annotation of a GenBank genome assembly. Lineage: Eukaryota; Metazoa; Arthropoda; Insecta; Lepidoptera; Crambidae.